Molecule: messenger RNA, 4344 nt
Organism: Carassius gibelio (silver crucian carp)
Lineage: Eukaryota; Metazoa; Chordata; Actinopteri; Cypriniformes; Cyprinidae
Gene: bcas3
Product: BCAS3 microtubule associated cell migration factor
Exons: 23
Coding region: 152-2575 (807 amino acids)
Biological process (GO): response to starvation; autophagy
Cellular component (GO): cytoplasm
Molecular function (GO): protein binding
Source: RefSeq, a predicted model, not a curated record
ACACCAUUGGCUAUCCGUCUCCGAAGCUCAUCUCUGAUUGGCCAAAGCAUCUGUUGUUUCCGCUGCAUGUCAGCUCCACUGUGGCGUUUUUUGAGGACCUCUGCUGAUACGAAUUGAAAACACAAAACCUCUGGAUCCUGAGUGGUUGGCCAUGGCGUCUGACUCCCCGCGCAGACCGAGCCGCUGUGCUGGUGGGGUUGUGGUUCGAGCACAGGCUGCAACAGAGCAGUCAUACAUGGAGAGCGUAGUUACGUUCUUGCAGGAUGUAGUCCCUCAGGCAUAUACUGGGACGCCUCCUAUUGAUGAAAAAGAGAAGAUAGUUUGGGUCCGUUUUGAAAGAACAGACAUCAAUGAUGUGGCUCGCUUACCAGAGUUCCAAGAGAUGCACGGGAGCGGCACUGACCCGCCUCUCUGCUUGAUGAUUGGAUACGCCGAUGGAAUGCAGAUUUGGAGCAUAUCACUGAACGGUGAAGCACAGGAGCUGUUCUCGGUGAGGCAUGGACCUGUGCGAACUGCUAGGAUCCUGCCUGCUCCUCAUAUCAGUUCCCUCAACACUGACAGCUUCGCUGAGAAACGCCCCCUCCUCGGCGUGUGCAAGAGCACGGGCUCUUCGGGGACAAGUCCCCCUUAUUGUUGUGUGGAUCUUUAUUCUUUGAGGACAGGAGAGAUGGUCAAGUCCAUACAGUUUAAAACACCCAUCUAUGAUCUGCAUUGCAACAAAAGGAUCCUCGUCGUUAGUCUUCAGGAAAAGAUCGCUGCCUUUGACAGCUGCACCUUUAUGAAAAAGUUCUUUGUCACAAGCUGCUACCCCUGUCCUGGGCCCAACCUCAACCCUAUAGCUCUGGGAAGCCGGUGGUUGGCCUAUGCUGAGAACAAGCUGAUCCGGUGUCAUCAGUCCCGUGGUGGGGCCUGUGGAGAUAAUGCCCAGUCCUACACUGCCACUGUCAUCAGUGCUGCUAAAACAUUGAAGACGGGCCUGACAAUGGUGGGGAAGGUUGUGACCCAGCUCACCGGUACACUCCCAUCAGGGGCAACUGACGAGGACAGCACUGCCCAUAGUGGCACCCGCCGCAGCCCUCACCAGCCUGGUGUGGUCACCAUCAUAGACACACACUCUGUGGGAGAAGGACAGGUUCUUGUUAGUGAGGAUUCUGAUGGAGAAGGAGUGAUUGCGCAUUUUCCAGCACACGAUAAGCCUAUAUCCUGCAUGGCGUUUAAUCCGAGUGGUAUGUUACUGGUGACUGCAGACACCCUUGGCCAUGACUUCCACGUUUUCCAAAUCUUGACUCACCCAUGGGCGUCUUCCCAGAGUGCAGUUCAUCAUCUAUACACGCUUCACAGAGGAGAGACUGAGGCUAAGGUGCAGGACAUCUGCUUCAGCCACGACUGCCGCUGGGUGGUGAUCAGUACACUUCGAGGUACCUCUCAUGUCUUUCCCAUCAAUCCGUACGGUGGAGCGCCAUGUGCACGCACGCACAUGUCUCCACGUGUGGUCAAUCGCAUGAGCCGUUUCCAGAAGAGUGCCGGACUGGAGGAGAUCGAGCAAGAGCUGAGCAGCAAACAGGGCGGCCGGUGUAGCCCCAUUCCUGGCCUCUCUAGUAGCCCAUCUGGAUCACCACUGCAUGCCAAACUCACCAGUCAAGAAUCCUUUAACAACUUUACCAACAACAACAUGGGUAACCCACGGCUGACUCCAUUAGCCAGUUUGACGGUCGUGCUUCCUCUGGCUCAGAUCAAGCAGCCGAUGACCUUGGGCACCAUCACCAAGCGCACCGGCAAAUCGAAGCCGCCUCCCCAGAUCUCUCCCAGUAAGUCCAUUGGUGGGGAGUUCUGCGUGGCUGCAGUCUUCGCCUCCUCCCGCUCUUGGUUCAUCACCAACCCCACCAUGAAGAGAGAGAAAGAUCAGUCUCGGCAGGCUGUCGUUGAAUCACUGUACAUCCUGAGUUGCUACGGAAAUCUGGUGGAGCAUGUGCUGGAACCUCGUCCAAUCAGCACGGCGCAAAAGAUAGGCGACGACACGCCUCUGGAGCUGAACACCUGUCCAAGAGCCUGUUGGAAUCUUGCCAGGACACCACAGUGGAAUGAGCUACAACCACCUUUCAACAGCAACCACCCCUUGGUGCUGUCCUCAGACUUCGUGCAGUACUAUCAAUACCUCCUGGCUGGGUUGGCUCCUCCUGGCAGCCCUGGCCCCAUUACCCGACAUGAGUCUUAUGACAGUCUGGCGUCCGAUCACAGUGGCCAGGAAGAUGAAGAAUGGCUCUCACAGGUGGAGAUUGUGACCCACACAGGCCCUCACAGGAGACUUUGGAUGGGCCCUCAGUUUCAGUUCAAGACCAUCCAUCCGUCGGGUCAGACCACUGUCAUCUCCUCCAGCUCCUCUGUGCUGCAGUCACAGGGGCCCAGCGACACCCAGCAGCCUCUCCUUGAUUUCGACACAGACGACCUGGACCUGCACAGCCUCAGGAUCCAGCCGGUGCGUUCAGAACCCGUUAGCAUGCCCGGUUCCUCUCGCCUGGUGGCGGACCGUAGAGGCCAGUCGACAGUCAUAGAUACCGGCUCAGGUAUAUCCUAAAGGACGCUCGUUCUGCCGGUUAUCGUUUCUGCCUUUCCCUUUUGUUAUCAAUUAUUAUUAUUUCUGCCCUCUUUUUUACGCAUGCACAACCAAUCCAUCACUCCUCCCUUUUCAUCCUCCAUUCCUCCCUUCAUUUCUUUCAUUGAUUUACCAUCAAUAUGUGUGAGAGUGAAGAAGAAAGGAGAGGAGUGGAGAGAGGAGAGAGGAGCGGACGGGAGAGAGGAGGUCCGCAGCCCAGCGCAACACCCCCUGCCACCGGUGCUCAUAGGGGCGCUAGUACAAAAUGUGGAUCAGAAACCAACUAAUGAUCGCCGUGUAACAAACACUUACCUACAGUACCAGCUGGCUCGUUUUUUUGCACCCAUUUGGACCCUUCAGACUAAAAGUUGUCCUCAAAAAGAGGAGUGUUGCACAAUACUGAAUUCAGGGCUGUGCCACUAAGUAGGUGAAAACAAGUCAUGAUUUUACUGUGUUCAAACAUAGCACAAACAGAUCUUCAUUAGUAAAUGAAUUGGUCUGAUAGAAAUAAAAGCACAAAAAGCCAGAUAUGUGUGUCCAUUAGCUCCCUUUAUCUGGCAACAUUUAUCAUCUAUAGCAGAGCUUUAACUAGUGCCAUGAAUGCUGAGGACCCUCUGCCAGCUAUAUGGAGAUGUUCUAAAAUGUAUAGCAAUAUUAAAAAAGAAAAUGCUUUAGAUUAGUAAAUGCAUGUCAUGAAAAACACUAGUUCAAUUUCAUUAUUGCAGUUGUUUAAUAUAUUCAUGUUAUCCAGUGUCCUAAGCUUACAUCAAACAGUGUCCUAACCAGAUGCUACACCGUACAGUGACGAGGUGUUUUUUAAUUAGUUUUUGUCCUUUAGUUUCUGUUAUGCCGUUCUCUCUGUCCAUAAAGCCUGUGAGCCUUCAAAAAUACAUUUCUUUAAUGUUUUAAACUCUUAUGCUCACAAGGGCUACAUUCAUUAGAUCAAAAUACUGAACUGUCAUGAAAAAUCAUCAACAUUUAAAGUAACAAUUUUCUUUUUCCCCUAUUAUGGCAAAACUAAAUUUUCAGUAGCCAUAACUCCGGUCUUGAGUGUCACAUGUUCCUUCGGAAAUUAUUCUAAUAAGCCGAUUUGGUGCUCAAGAAAAAAUUUAUUAUUAUUGUCAAAGUUAAAAACAGUUGUGCUUGUAUUUUAUUUUAUUUUUUAUUUUUUUAUUUUUUUGUAAACCAUGCUAUUUUUUUUUAGGGUUUGAUUGAUCGAAAGUUUAAAAUAACAGCAUUUGUUUCUUUCAUCACUUUUGAUCAGUAUAAUGCCUCCUUGCUAAAUAAAAGCAUGAAUAUCUUUCAAAAAAAAAAUCUUUCCGACCCCAAACAAUUGAACAGAAAUGUUAUUAUUAUAUAAUGUUAUUAUAACUAUUAUUUUCUUCGUAAUUUAAUUCAUUGUAAUUUGGCUUCCUUACAUUCAAACUCAAAUUCAUUGUGGCUUUUUGGUAUUUGAGGAAAAGCGAGAAAUAAACUGUGUACUAACCAGUGUCUAUCAACACCAAAUCCAAUAAAUAAUUUAACUGCAAUUUCUGCCACAAUCAACCAUUGGUUAUUGCUUAGACUUUGCAGCUAGUAACACAAAUUUCAAUUAUUUCUGCUGUAUAAAUAUUAGUUGAAAUAUCAGUAAAAAUAACCCCUGGCUAUGUUUGCUCUGUGCUGUGAUGUGACUAAUGCCAUAUGUGUGACUAGAGGAGUUGUGUCUAUAUUCGGCGUGCGUCUAGAAAAGACAAAUAAAAUAUUGAAAUAUU